Pipistrellus nathusii (Nathusius's pipistrelle) is the source of this 3744-nucleotide messenger RNA. The record is from the annotation of a GenBank genome assembly. NCBI's taxonomy places the organism in Eukaryota, Metazoa, Chordata, Mammalia, Chiroptera, Vespertilionidae.
AUGAAGAAGUACCGGCGGGCCUUGGCCCUGCUCUCUUGCCUCUCUCUGUGUUCCCUGGUCUGGCUUCCCAGUUGGCCGGUGUGUUGUAAAGAGAGUUCUUCAGCUUCACCUUCAUCAUAUUACUCUCAAGAUGACAGUUGCGCGCUAGAAAAUGAAGAUGUACAAUUCCAGAAAAAGGAUGAACAAGAGGGACCUAUCAGUGCCGAAUUAUCAGGAAAAGUGGGUUCAAACUUACCUGUUCUUCCAGAAGAACAUAAGUUAAAAGAUGACUAUGUUGUGGAUGUACAAAAUAUGGAGUCAAAAACGUUAAGUCCACCUGUGAUUGAGACACACUCUACAAUUGAUCUACAUGAAGAUUCUUCCGCUUUAGUGGGCAGUGAAAACAUUGAAAAUAUUUCCAGUUCAUCUACCUCAGAGAUCAUUCCAAUCUCAAAACUUGAUGAAAUAGAAAAAUCUGGUACUAUUCUUAUAGCCAAGACACACGAAACUGAGCAACCUGAAACUGACUGUGAAGUUGGUGAGGGCCUGGAUGCCAGUGUUCCCACCGACCAGCCUUCCUUUGUCAGUCCCCAUGAAAGCCUUGUUGGCCAGCAUAUAGAAAAUGUGUCCUCUGCACGUGGUAAAGGAAAGAUAACAAAAUCAGAAUUUGCAUCGAAAGUUCCAGCAAGUGAUCAGGGUGGUGAUGAUCCAAAAUCUGCAUUGAAUGCUUCAGAUAAUUUAAAUUUAAAAAAUGAGAGUUCUGAUUAUAAAAAAACAGAAGAAAUUGAUCCUGCAUCUGUGACUAGUCCCAAAGACCCAGAAGAUAUACCAACAUUUGAUGAGUGGAAGAAAAAAGUUAUGGAAGUAGAAAAAGAAAAAAGUCAGUCAAUGCAUGCAUCUUCUAAUGGAGGUCUACAUGCCACAAAAAAGGUCCAGAAAAAUCGAAAUAAUUAUGCCUCAGUAGAAUGUGGUGCCAAAAUUUUGGCAGCUAAUCCAGAAGCCAAGAGUACAUCUGCUAUUCUUAUAGAAAAUAUGGAUCUUUAUAUGUUGAAUCCUUGCAGCACUAAGAUUUGGUUUGUUAUUGAACUUUGUGAACCAAUUCAAGUAAAGCAGUUUGACAUUGCAAAUUAUGAAUUAUUUUCUUCUACCCCUAAAGACUUUCUGGUUUCUAUCAGUGACAGGUAUCCCACAAAUAAGUGGAUUAAACUAGGGACUUUCCAUGGUAGAGAUGAGAGGAACGUCCAGAGUUUCCCUUUAGAUGAACAGAUGUAUGCAAAAUAUGUGAAGGUGGAAUUGGUAUCCCAUUUUGGAUCAGAGCACUUUUGUCCAUUAAGCCUUAUAAGGGUAUUUGGCACUAGCAUGGUUGAAGAAUAUGAAGAGAUUGCUGAUUCCCAGUAUCAGUCAGAACGGCAAGAAUUAUUUGAUGAGGAGUACGAUUAUCCAUUGGAUUAUAAUACUGGGGAGGAUAAAGCCUCAAAAAACAUUCUUGGUUCUGCUACAAAUGCCAUUCUAAAUAUGGUGAAUAUUGCUGCUAAUAUUCUUGGAGCAAAAACUGAAGACCUGACAGAAGGAAAUAAAAGUAUAUCUGAAAAUGCCACAGCUGCAGCUGCACCCAAAAUGUCUGAAUCCAUUCCUGUUUCAACUCCUAUUUCUUCAUCUGAGAUUAUAAACACUGAAGAACAGAGACAUGACACAGAGGCAUCAUCACCAGAUACUACAAAAGAGAGCCCCAUUGUACAGCUAGUUCAAGAGGACGAAGAGGAGGCAAGUCCAUCUACAGUGACCCUUCUGGGUAGCGGAGAACAGGAGGAUGAAUCAUCACCCUGGUUUGAGGCAGAGACACAAAUAUUUUGCAGUGAACUGACUACAAUUUGUUGCAUUUCUAGUUUUACAGAAUACAUUUAUAAAUGGUGCUCAGUUAGAGUUGCUCUUUAUCGACAGCGCAGUAGAACUGCUGUGAGUGAAGGAAAAGAUGAUCUUGUAUUAGCUCAACCAUCAAUACCACUCCCUGCAGAAUCAGUAAAUGUUUCGGAAUUACAGCCUCCAGAUGGAGAAUUGGACAAUAAGAAUAAAGAAAGGGAAGCUGAAACUGUUGUUCUAGGUGACUUAAGUAGUAUGCACCAAGGUGAUUUGAUUAAUCACACUGGAGAUAUAAUUGAACUUGAACCGAGCCGUCCACAAACUCUUUCUCAGUCUCUUCACUUAGAUGUUACUCCAGAAAUCAAUUCAUUAUCUAAAAUAGAAGUAUCUGAGCCUAUUAAAAAUGAAGCAGGACACGCACCUUCACAAGUGAUUCCCCAGGAGAGUUCUGCUGAGGUUGAUAGUGCAAUAGAAAAGAAGUCAGAGAGUUUUCGUUCUACAGAGAAGCCAACUGUGAUGAUCUAUGAAACUAAACUUAGUGAAGUAAUAGAUAAGUCUGUAAAAGAUGACACAAACUCCAUGCAAAUUAUUACAAAGCCAUCUGAAACAGUAGUGCCACCUAUAAACACAGCUGCCAUGCCAGACAGUGAAGAUAGGGAAGCCAAAAUGAACAUAGCUGACACACCAAAGCAAAUGUUGACUCCUAUUGUGGAAUCAUCUUCCUUACCUGAAGUGAAAGAGGAAGAACAGACUCCAGAAGAAGCCCUUUUAAGAGGGUUACAGAGGACAGCUACGGAUUUUUAUGCUGAAUUGCAAAAUUCUACAGAUCUAGGAUAUGCUAAUGGAAAUCUUGUGCAUGGAUCAAACCAAAAGGAGUCGGUAUUCAUGAGACUUAAUAAUCGUAUUAAAGCCUUAGAAGUUAACAUGUCUCUCAGUGGUCGCUAUCUGGAGGAGCUUAGCCAAAGGUAUCGAAAACAAAUGGAAGAAAUGCAAAAGGCUUUUAAUAAGACAAUAAUAAAACUCCAGAAUACUUCAAGAAUAGCAGAGGAGCAGGAUCAGCGACAAACUGAAUCCAUCCAGUUGCUGCAGGCCCAGCUGACCAACAUGACACAGCUUGUUUCAAACUUAUCAGCAACAGUAGCAGAAUUGAAACGGGAGGUUUCAGAUCGGCAGAGCUAUCUCAUCACUUCUUUGGUUCUUUGUGUGGUUUUGGGAUUGAUGCUUUGUAUGCAGCGCUGUCGAAACACUUCUCAAUUUGAUGGAGAUUACAGUUCAAGACUUCCUAAAAGUAAUCAGUAUCCAAGCCCUAAAAGGUGUUUUUCUUCCUAUGAUGAUAUGAAUUUGAAAAGGAGAACUUCAUUUCCACUCAUCAGAUCCAAGUCUCUACAGUUAACUGGCAAAGAAGUAGACCCAAAUGCUUUGUACAUUGUAGAACCCCUCAAGUUCUCUCCAGAGAAAAAGAAGAAACGCUGCAAGUACAAAACAGAAAAAAUUGAGACCAUAAAGCCGGCAGACCCAUCGCACCCUAUAGCCAACGGAGACAUUAAAGGAAGGAAGCCCUUCACGAACCAGAGAGACUUUUCUCACGUGGGAGAAGUGUAUCACUCUUCUUACAAGGGUCCUCCCUCGGAAGGGAGCUCGGAAACUUCGUCACAGUCAGAAGAGUCUUAUUUUUGUGGCAUUUCAGCUUGCACGAGUCUGUGCAAUGGACAGUCCCAAAAGACAAAAACUGAGAAGAGGGCUUUAAAACGAAGGCGCUCUAAAGUCCAAGACCAAGGGAAGUUGAUAAAGACUCUGAUACAGACUAAGUCAGGGUCAUUGCCGAGCCUGCAUGACAUCAUCAAAGGAAACAAAGAGCUCACUGUGGGGACGUUUGGUGUGACAGCAGUCUCGGGACACAUCUAG